AGUGACAUAUUGCGGUCAUUCCGAUUCAGCUGGUAAAUGUUAUUACAUUUGAGUCAAGGCAAAAGAAUAUUUGCAUUAACUGGAUUUCACCGAACAUUAAAAUCUCUAUGUAAUUCUCAAAAUUUGAUAAAAAAUAGACGGAAGUGAAAUGAGGAUUUAUUCUAAUAUGAUGGUACGCAACGUGUGAAAAGCAGUUAGUAUCUAUGUCGCGCAGUAACAUCUAUCAUUUUCGCGUGUUCUGCUUAAUUUUCAACGAUAUAUAUCUCAAUACUCCAAAAAACUCUCGAAUUAUCCUUAUUUUCUUUCACUGUUUAUUGAAUCAUUCAUUGAAAUGAAAUUGAUCGGGCUCAUGUUUUUGCUACCGUUUUGUAGUCAUUUUAGAGCGGCUCCGAUAAAUGUGACCUCUGAGUUAAGUGUGCUCAUUAGAAGAAUAAUAUGGACUGAUUGGAAUCAGUUCAACAUCGAAUUGAAUCCUGAUUCCAUUCUCGACACGCCUGAGAUGGUAAGAAAAGCGGGUUAUCUUGUGGAAUCUUACGUUGUAACGACGGAGGACGGCUAUCUCUUGACGUUACAUCGUAUCCCAGGUGGCAACGAUUCUUUACCCGUGCUGCUGCAGCAUGGUUUUUUAGGCAGCUCCGCUGACUGGCUUGUUCUUGGCAAAGGCAAAGCAUUAGGCACAACCAGUUUUUUCAUAAUGGCAUCAGAGCGCCCGAAAAUCGCUAAAAUGGUGGAAAUGAUGAUCAGUCUCGCGCCAGCAGUUUUUACAGAUUACAUGCAGAGUCCGAUACAAUAUUUGAUCCCUUUCAAAAAUGUGCUUAAGAUGGUGAUGCAAUUGUUCUUUCAUGAUGAAUUCCUCGGUGAUUCUGUAAGAUUUCUUUUGAAAGAUAUCUGCGAUCAGAACAUUGAAUUUUGUUCUAAUAUAAUGUCUAUGAUCUGUGGUGAUGAUCGCGAACAGUUUAACAAUCCGGAGAUGAUAAGAAAAGCUGGAUAUCCCGUGGAAGCUCACGUUAUAAAGACGGAGGACGGUUAUCUCUUGACAUUACAUCGUAUUCCAGGUGGCAACGAUUCUUUACCCGUGCUGCUGUUGCACGGUCUUACAGCCAGCUCCUCUAAGUGGCUUAUUCCUGGCAAAGACAAAGCAUUCCCUUAUUUACUAGCAGAUCAGGAAUACGAUGUUUGGUUGGGGAAUUUUCGUUACUACCAACUCGAAGACACAUAUUUCCCUAUCUCCGUCGAAUCCGACAUUUUGGGAUUUCAGAUUAAAUUUUUCAAUAGCUUUGACGAAAUAGACAUCUAUGAUGUAUCCGCGAUGGUUACAUUUAUUACGAACUUGAGAUCCCAACCAUUGCACACAUGUAUUGGUCAUUCUAUGGGCACAACGUGUUUUUACAUAAUGGCAUCAGAGCGUCCAGAAAUUGCUCGAAUGGUGAAAAUGAUGAUCAACUUCGGACCGGUGGUCUUUCUAAAUCAUAUACAAAGUCCGAUUCUUGGUUCUCAUCAGGAGAAUGAUUAAAAUAAAGUUUUUAAACUGUUAUCUAAAGAAACAAAAAUAAGGUUAACGACGUUAGAAAUAAAUGUUACGGGAUAUAAAAAAAUGUAAGCUACAUAAUGUUAACAUUAAGGAAAUCGGCAUUUUUGAUUAGUUGCUUAAAUCUAAUAAUCGAUUCACAUUAAUACUUGUACUACGAUCAUAUCCCCAUUGCUUACUGCUUAUGUUUUUUAUAUAUUAUUGAUA
Messenger RNA from Camponotus floridanus (Florida carpenter ant), 1735 nucleotides. RefSeq names its product lipase member K. The transcript is spliced from 9 exons. Gene Ontology annotation, biological process: lipid metabolic process. The record is from RefSeq and is a predicted model, not a curated record. NCBI's taxonomy places the organism in Eukaryota, Metazoa, Arthropoda, Insecta, Hymenoptera, Formicidae. Bases 332 to 1513 code for a protein of 393 amino acids.